CGAUCUCUGAUCCUCUUUGCUCCAGACCAUCGUGAAGUGUCACUAGCCGCGAUUGAGCGCAUAUCCAAAGCUCGACUGACGACACUAGGCGCAAAUACGUUUUCGCUUCCCGAGCUUACGGCGACAAAUUAUCGAGAGACGGUGUUCCAAUUCGGCAACACGACGGAGUUUCGCAAUAACCUCGUGUCCGUCCCAACCACCACCACGACGGGGACCGUGUGCCAUCUGCAACCGCUUUUGCCCACUGUGAAGAAUGGCCAGAAAUGGUGCCUCAGUGACAUCAAAGAUCCUCGUUGGGAACUCAAUCGUCUGCCGACGAGCAGCGGGAAUGGACCCGGCGGAGGCUCGCUGGUGAAUGUUGCGCUGGAGAAUACGCGCGACCCGAGAUUCAAUCCCGCUGAGGGUUUCUGCUACGAUCAAGUAUGCUCAGGAUAUCAGGUGCCGAGACAAUUCGUUCCUGUGCAGGAGAACGGCAACGGCAGGGAGCUGGACUAUCCGAAGUUGACGCGACCGCCACUGAGAGGUUUUCGGGAUGAGGACAGUGAAAGGUCUCCGAUAAGGGGACCCCAACAUCAACAUGGACUGGACGAUGCCAGCGGGCAUACAAGUUCCGAAGGAGGCAGCAGCCCAGAACGCUGGGAGCAAAGACGCUCCAACAUCAAAGAUGAAGCUGAAGGUCCGGCGCCGUCGUACGUCACAUCAUGCGCUCCAGUGGCCACCGUUACCAGUGGUCCCGGAGGAUCCCACUUUUGUGCCAUUUGCGGAGACCGUGCCACGGGGAAACACUACGGUGCUUCGAGCUGCGACGGAUGCAAAGGAUUCUUCCGAAGAUCGGUCCGAAAAAAUCACCAGUACACCUGCCGCUUCCAUCGGAACUGUGUCAUCGACAAAGAUAAACGCAACCAAUGUCGCUACUGCAGACUGAGGAAAUGCUUCCGCGCCGGAAUGCGCAAAGAAGCUGUACAAAAUGAGCGUGAUCGAAUCAGUUGCCGCCGUCCGAGUUACGAGGACACCGGUGCUUUAGCUGCUCAAGGUUUAAGUCUCCAAUGCCUGGUCACCGCCGACAUCCACUCUAGGAACAACAGCGCGGGCUACGAACACGACCAAGAUAUCCAAACGAAAAAAAUCGCGAAGCUAGGCGAUGUUUGCGACUCCAUGAAGCAACAGCUCCUCGUUCUGGUCGAGUGGGCGAAAAGUCUGCCGUGUUUUUCGGAGCUGCAUCUAGACGAUCAGGUCGCACUGCUCAGAGCGCACGCAGGCGAGCACCUCCUCCUGGGCGUAGCGCGACGUUCAAUGGCUGUCAAGGACGUCCUACUGUUGGGUAACGAUUUUCUCAUGCCGAGGAAUACUCCGCAAGAAGCCGACCUGUCCUGCAUCGGAGCCCGCGUAAUGGAUGAGCUGAUUAUUCCUCUGAGGGAAGUCCACGUGGACGACACCGAAUUCGCUUGCCUGAAAGCCAUCGUAUUCUUCGAUCCGAAUGCUCGCGGUCUCAGCGAGCCGAACAAAAUCAAGGCUCUGCGACAUCAAGUUCAAACUUGUCUCGAGGACUACAUAAACGAUAGACAGUACGACUCUCGAGGCCGAUUCGGGGAGAUCCUGCUCCUGCUACCGACUCUCCUAUCGAUCACGCGGCAGAUGAUUGAGAUGAUUCAAAUGGCCAAGACAUUAAACAACGCUCGCGUCGACUCGCUUCUGCAGGAAAUGCUUUUGGGGGGAUUCGUUGGUCCCAACGCCUAUCAUUAUCAAUCGAACUCGGCCUACGGAUCUAACAUGGAGCCGUGUCUCACAUCACCGCAUAUCGCACAGACGAUGAGUAAUCAUAUUCCGCCGCAACAACAACAACAGCAACAAGGAAUGCCCAUGGAAACCUCGAGCACAGUACCGAAUUCGGCAUCCCAGUCUCAACAGAGAGGUCAGGAUCCCGCGAUGGAAUGAUGCUCGGGCGAAGGCAGAAGAGACUGCAGACGAAGCAUUCUCGCGAGAUAAGGGAAGAUAUCUUGGUCCACCCGAGUUCUGUCAGAAAUCUCACUGGCGCCAUCAACUCUACGAAACUUAUUCGUCUCUGUCUCCACAAGUUCGUUAGCUGACAGUUCUGUUCGACCCGCUCCUCGAAACCCCCCCCCCUCUUGGAAGAGCCGAAAAUUCAAGGGAGAGCCUCGGUUUCUAAGGGAGUGAUGAAGGAAGAAUGAUUUACCGGUCGAGUCAGACGACGGUGGAGCCCCGUGAUCCUAUCAUGAAUAUUUAGGCGAUCACUAUGAGGGAACGACGAUAUACGAAAAAAUCGAUUCUGAAUGAAACAAUGAUUUCGACCUGGAAUGGGAUGAUUCCAGCUCAUGCGAUGAGGUCGACUGCGAACGAUGAGUUCCCAGACAAGAAGUUCCAUGAUCUUCGUACGACGUGGUUCAUCACGAUUCUCUCCCCUUAGUAACGGAAUUCCGGAAUGAGCAGUUAGCUCAUGAUCAAUAGAUGACUUAUAUACAUUUUACAAUUGAAGAAGAGCAGCUUUUCUAAGGAAUAUACUUCGAGGUGUGGAAAUGCUGGCUAUCGGAUAACUUCUACAGGAAGUUGUGUUCGCAGCAUCGGAUUAUUCGUGCAUUUGUAAUUCGGGAUGCCGUAUAGAGUGAAUAAAUCA
Molecule: messenger RNA, 2632 nt
Organism: Galendromus occidentalis (western predatory mite)
Lineage: Eukaryota; Metazoa; Arthropoda; Arachnida; Mesostigmata; Phytoseiidae
Product: hepatocyte nuclear factor 4-alpha
Exons: 6
Coding region: 946-1935 (329 amino acids)
Biological process (GO): regulation of DNA-templated transcription
Cellular component (GO): nucleus
Molecular function (GO): nuclear steroid receptor activity; DNA binding; zinc ion binding
Source: RefSeq, a predicted model, not a curated record